UCUCUCUAUUCUACAUUUGCCUCUCUCUCUCUCUCUCUCCCCUCUUCAACUCACUCUAAUCACCACCAAAGUAAGUGCAAGGAUUAUAACAGGGUCAUCAAGAGAGAGAGAGAGAAAAAAGGCAGGAAAACAACAAAUCCAAGAUGUUAAAAUCUCCAGAACUCCCGGAUUGUUUCUAUCCAAAUCAGCCCACUUUGGUUUGCCCAAACUCCCCAACUCCAAAGCAUUCCCUUUACCUCUCCAAUCUCGAUGACCAAAAGUUUCUCAGAUUUGCCAUCAAAUAUCUCUACCUUUUCCAAAACCCCGUCAGCUCUGAGACUCUAAAAUCUUCUCUCGCCAAAGUUCUUGUUCAUUACUACCCAUUGGCCGGCAGGUUGAGGCCCACUUCCCAAGAUGAUCAGAAGCUUGAGGUUGACUGUAAUGGCGAAGGUGCCGUUUUUGCUGAGGCAUUCAUGGAUAUCACUGCCCAUGAGUUUCUUGAGUUUUCUCGGAAGCCAAACAGGUCGUGGAGGAAACUCUCGUAUAGGGUAGAAGCUCUCAGUUUCUUGGAUGUUCCUCCUCUUAUUGUUCAGGUGACCAAUCUUCGUUGUGGAGGAAUGAUCCUGUGCACCGCUAUUAACCACUGCAUAUGCGACGGCAUCGGCACUUCGCAGUUCCUGCACGACUGGGCCCAUCUGGCGGCAAAGCAGAAUCUGGACCCACCAAUCCCACUAGUCCACUCUCGCCACGCGUUGAAACCCCGAGCGCCUCCUCACACGCCCUUCUCUCAUCCGCAGUUCACCAGAGCAAACCCUAGGCUCGACGGCUGCCACGUGGACAUCCUAAAGUUCCUCCAAUCCCAGCCGCUGGUCCCCACCUCCUUCACUUUCACCCCUUCCCACCUCCUCCGCCUCAAACGACAGUGCGUUCCGUCCCUCAAGUGCACCACCUUUGAGGCCCUCGCCUCGCACACGUGGAGCUCCUGGGUUCGCUCCCUCGACCUGUCACCCUCACUGACAGUCAAGUUACUGUUCUCCGUCAACGUCCGAAAGAAACUGAGCCCAGAAAUUCCCCAGGGGUAUUAUGGGAAUGCAUUCGUGUUGGGCUGCGCCGAGGCCCACGUAAAAGACUUGGUCACGCCCAAUCUUCACCACGGCGUCACCUCCGUUCAACAAGCUAAAUCCGCUCUCAACGACGAUUACGUUAGGUCAAUGAUUGAUUUGUUGGAGGACAAAACUGUAAAAACAGACCUCUCCACCACCCUGGUGAUAUCACAAUGGGCCAAGCUUGGGCUCGAAGAUUUGGACUUCGGAGAAGGAAAGCCUCUUCACAUGGGCCCGGUUUCCAGCGAUAUUUACUGUUUGUUUUUACCUGUCGUCGGAGACGUUAAUUCCGUUAGGGUUCUGGUUUCGGUGCCUGAGAGUGUUGUUGAGAAAUUUGAGUAUCACAUGAUGAACGAGUGUUUGGAUAAAGAAGAAAAUGGUGGUGAUGUUAAUGGGUUACGUGGAGAAGAUAAUAAUGGAUUAAUUUGA
Morus notabilis is the source of this 1511-nucleotide messenger RNA. RefSeq names its product fatty alcohol:caffeoyl-CoA acyltransferase. The record is from RefSeq and is a predicted model, not a curated record. The transcript is spliced from 2 exons. Lineage: Eukaryota; Viridiplantae; Streptophyta; Magnoliopsida; Rosales; Moraceae. Gene Ontology annotation, molecular function: acyltransferase activity, transferring groups other than amino-acyl groups. The coding region runs from base 144 to 1511 and encodes 455 amino acids.